Molecule: messenger RNA, 1785 nt
Organism: Pantherophis guttatus
Lineage: Eukaryota; Metazoa; Chordata; Lepidosauria; Squamata; Colubridae
Gene: SRGN
Product: serglycin
Source: RefSeq, a predicted model, not a curated record
ACAUCAGCAGUGACGGUUGGCGGAGUGCGGAGGUGCCCAAGCCAAAUUGGAGAUGCUUGUCAAACCUAUUGGAAGGAUCUUUGUGGCUCUUGGUGUAAUCCUCUUUCUGGGAUGCCCAGGACAAGGAGCUCCUCAAACAGGCCGGUGUAAACCUGAUGCCAAUUCUGCCAACUGCAUUGAAGAAAAGGGGCCAAUGCCGGAUGAGAAUACAAAGAACCUCUUUGAAGGAAACCCCACACAAGAGAUACUUCAAGACCAACCCAGUACUUUGCCGUUUUCUGGAGAUGAAGAAGGAUCUGGCAACGAAGCUGACCCCGAGACAGGAUCGGGCUUUGAGUACGAUCUAGAAGAGCCCGAUGUGUCUGUGAACCAACCAAAUGUGAAUCUGAAGCUUAAACUAUCAAGUGAAGACUUAUUUCCUGAAACCAUGAAAACAUUUGAUGAACGCAAACUGUGAUUUCUCUUAUGGCUCAAUGUGAUCUUUCUGUUUACAUUAUCAUAGGUUUUGAUGAAAUGUAUACCCUAGACCAGGCAUAUGUGUUAUAAAAAUAUUACAGCUAACCAUGUAUAUCUUAAAAUGUCUAGUGCUUUUCUUUGAUAAAAUCUAUUGUUUGUAAACUGAAAAAAACAAAAAACAAACAAAAAAAAAAACCCCCAAAACAGUUAAACUAAAUUCAAUAUAAUCAUGCAGGAAUCAAUCAUACUAAGAAAUGGAAUGCUAGACAAACUCUUUUCAUGUCAACAUCUCAUUUCUAUGGUUAUACAGGUAGUCCUCAACUUACAAUCAUUUGUUUAGUGACCGUUCAAAGUGACAAUGGCCCUGAAAAAUGGGGAUGAUGGCUGUUUUUUACACUUACCACCAUUGCAGCAUCCUCACAGUCACGUGAUCAAAAUUCGGACACUUGGCAACUGGCAUGUAUUUAUGACAGUUGCACUGUUCCAGGAUCAUGCAAUCACUUUUUGCGACUUUCUGACAAGCAAAGUCAAUGGGGAAACCAGAUUCAUGCAACGACGUUCCUAACUUAACAACUGUAGUGAUUCGCUUAACAAUUGUGGCAAGAAAGGUCGUAAAAUGGGACAAGAUUCACGUAAUGACUGCCUUGCUUAGCAAUGGAAAUUUAUGGCUCAAUUGUGUAGGUUGAGGACUACUUGUAAUGUAGGAAUAGAUCAGUUCCCAGGGGAAAUAAAACAGGAAGGUGCCAUAUCAUUUUGGAAUAUUCUGAGACUUUUCUUUUGUGCGUGCAAGAAACUUGCCAAAAGCAAUGCAAGAACUUAUUUACGUACUAUCUCUAGAAAUACGAAGGGCCAUAAAAAAACACGGUGUUUCUGGUUUUUCCUCCCAUCCCCUAUAUAGGGGUUGUUCCAAAUUUUCACAACUCUUUUAACUUUUCCAAGGAGAAGCACCUUUCUCAUUUCUACUACUGCAGGUAGCUUUCUAAUCUGGGUGGAUAUGGUGCAGUCAAAAUAAUUUUCAAAAACAGGAGGAAAUAAGCAGGAGUUGGGGUGCUUGCAUUGCUUUUAAGAAAGAGAGAAGCAGCAGCUUUCUAAUUUACAAAACAAUAGCAUUGCCUUCCUUCAAAGAACCACACGGCUUUAAAAUGCAUUCAUGCCUUGUGCUAUUUUGUUACAUUGUAAUUCGCCCUUAUAUUUACAAAUUUGAUAUAAUUCGUAUUUUAUUUCUUCAUUGCAUAGUGCUUGUUUUGCAACCCUUUCAGCCACUUGAUAAGCAUUUUCUUAUGCCCGCAAUUAUUCAGCUACAUUUCUAUUAAAAUCUAAUGCAACUAA